AUGAAAACGACCCUGAAGGCGUUCUGUGCACUCCUGUCCGAGUGGUUGAUGCAGCCAGACCAGUGGCGGCUGAUUGUCCCAGUGGUGAUGUUGGUCCUCAACCAAAGUCCGUCCGACACACUCGGUGGUGUGGCACCGAUUAUUGCCAUGACGGGUAUCCGAGCGAUGUCGCCCUUGGAUCGCAUUCCAAUUCCAGCGGCGACAAAAGUUACAACGUUACACGACUUGCUUUCGUGGCGAAAUGAUGACAUGGCAGCGAUGGCAACCGCCUUGGACAAGAUGCAUGCGACGGUGUUGGACGCUGCGACAAGAAAGCGUAAGAAAAACCGUGAAAGAAGAUCGAAGAAAAAAGUUGCAGAAAUGGCCCAAUUCGACGUGGGCGAUUUUGUGCUUUAUAUAGACGUGUGGCCGAUUUCGCACUCAAAGCUGAGUGUUACAUGGCGUGGACCAGCUCAAGUGGUGUGUGUGCGCUGGCGCGGCCUACAAGCAAUUGAAGACUCGUGGGAGCCGGCGGCCAAUUUGUUGGAAGACAUUCCAACCGAGUUCAAGCGCUACGUGCGCUCAAACAAGGCCGAUCCCCAAAUCAAGGCGAUGGCAGCUGCGUUGAACGUGACGCAAUCGUUGGGGGGGAUUGUUGCGAAUUUGCCAUUCGCAGAACCCCUGAAUCCCUCCCAAGAAGGUAUCCAAGUGUUCGAUUAG
This is a messenger RNA of Aphanomyces astaci, 699 nucleotides long. RefSeq lists its product as hypothetical. Lineage: Eukaryota; Oomycota; Saprolegniomycetes; Saprolegniales; Verrucalvaceae. The record is from RefSeq and is a predicted model, not a curated record. The transcript has a single exon. Bases 1 to 699 code for a protein of 232 amino acids.